Cylindrotheca closterium is the source of this 699-nucleotide messenger RNA. The record is from the annotation of a GenBank genome assembly. Lineage: Eukaryota; Bacillariophyta; Bacillariophyceae; Bacillariales; Bacillariaceae.
AUGAUUGUUCAAAAACCCUCUACAGAUAAUCCCAAACCUCGUGGUGCCUUUAUUGUCUUUGAGGGCGUCGAUCGUUGCGGAAAGACUACUCAAGUUGGAUUGCUCGUCAAACAUCUGAUGACGGCAGGAUUGGCGGCCAUGGCAAUGAACUUUCCCGAUCGAACCACCAUGGUCGGCGAUCUCAUCAAUCAAUAUUUGAAAUCGAAACAAGAACUGGACGAUCGAUCCGUCCAUUUGCUCUUUUCGGCCAAUCGAUGGGAGGCUGUCCCCAAGUUGGAAGAAACCCUGAGUGAAGGUACCACCAUUGUAUGCGAUCGGUAUGCGUAUUCGGGAGUUGCCUUUUCGUCAUCCAAACCCAAUUUGGCAACCGAAUUGGAGUGGUGCAAGUCAUGUGAUGUUGGAUUGCCAGCUCCAGAUGCUGUCAUCUUUUUGGAUAUCACACAAGAACAAGCUGAAAAACGAGGAGGGUUUGGAGACGAGCGUUACGAACAAAGCGAUAUGCAAAAGCAAGUUCGAAAACAAUUUGACAAACUGCAAAAAGAGGACGAAGCUGAUGGUAGAGUGCCUUGGCAUUUUGUCAAUGCAGCACAAACAGUGGAUGAAGUACAACACGAUAUUAAUAAGAUUGUCGAGAGUACGAUUUCGUCUGUCCAAGAAAGCAAAAAGCCAGUGGGCAAGCUAUGGAAGGCUGAAAAAUAA